Molecule: messenger RNA, 1685 nt
Organism: Tarenaya hassleriana
Lineage: Eukaryota; Viridiplantae; Streptophyta; Magnoliopsida; Brassicales; Cleomaceae
Product: transcription factor bHLH130-like
Exons: 6
Coding region: 317-1372 (351 amino acids)
Biological process (GO): regulation of transcription by RNA polymerase II
Cellular component (GO): nucleus
Molecular function (GO): protein dimerization activity; DNA-binding transcription factor activity, RNA polymerase II-specific; RNA polymerase II cis-regulatory region sequence-specific DNA binding
Source: RefSeq, a predicted model, not a curated record
UUAUGUUUACUCGAUUCACAUGUGCUUCCCCAUAUAACUGAAUCCAAAGUGUAUAUACAUAUACUGAUAUACAUACAUAUAUAUAUAUAUGUUCUUUCUUGUUAUUGUUUCUGCUUCGUCUUCAAGAUCUUGAAAUAAUUUUCUCGAGAAAGUGACAACAGCCCACGAGAGAAAAGAGAAAAAAGCUUAAAAUCCUGUCCCAAAGGAAUCCAAAUCCAUCGGAACAGUUGACGCUCUGCACUAUUAAGAUACGUUGUACGAAGUGUUCUUCUCCAUCCACCACACACAAAAAAAAAUAUCCCCGUUCCUUUCCUCCAUGGAUUCCAGCACCCAUCAGCACGACGUCUACGACCCGAAUCAGAUCGCAACCGGGUCGGGUCUUCUCCGGUUUCGAUCCGCCCCGAGCCCGCUUCUAGCCGCCUUCAUCGAUGAUGAAAAAGGUGGGUUUGAUUCCGACAGGUUAAUCUCCAGUCUCGUCAGCUCUAAUGGCGGAAACUCUGAUCUGGGUUGUCCGGACCUGACUGAGUUUGAGUUAGAUAAGUCUCCGGUCUCGGCGGAGGAUGCAGCCACUCCUCCUCCGCCGCCGCCGAGCUAUUCUGCCCUGCCGCCGCAUGGAUCGUAUCAGUUUCUGGGUACGAAUCAUCAUCACCACACGAAACCUGUUGAAUCCAAUCUUGUCCGACAAAGCAGCUCUCCCGCCGGGAUUUUCACGAAUCUCUCCGUCCAAAACGGCUAUGGUUCGUUCAGGAGUUUGUUGAACUACGGCACUGAGGAAGAACAAGAUCCAUCUCCAAACGGAUUGAAGCGCCACUGCAGCGUCUCAUCCCGACAACCUUCUUCUCUCGGGAUGCUCUCUCGGAUAUCUGAAACCGAGACUGAGACCAUCGUCUCGGAUUUCCAACAAUACGGUCACUGGAACGAUCCGUCAAGCUCGAUGCAGAACUUCUCCUCCAUGAAAAGAGAAUCCGAUGACGAGGGGAAGUGGUUCUCGGGAGGUCAGAACGGCGAGAUGGACAAUCGGAUUCAAUUGUUGCCAUCGCGCCACCUCAGCCUGCCAAAGGCUUCGGGUUCGGACAUGGUCUUGGGGGACAAGUAUCAUCAGUUACAAGACUCUGUUCCGUGGAACAUAAGAGCCAAACGAGGUUGCGCCACACAUCCUCGAAGCAUCGCUGAAAGGGUGAGAAGAACGCGGAUAAGUGAACGUAUGAGGAAAUUACAGGACCUUGUUCCUAAUAUGGAUAAGCAAACGAACACGGCAGACAUGUUGGAUUUGGCUGUAGAAUACAUCAAAGAUCUUCAAAGACAAUUCAAGAUUUUGAGCGAAAACCGCGUGAACUGCAAGUGUUUUAACACGGAAGAGAAGACGACGUAGGAAAAAAAAAACCAAGUAACCAGCUCCUGCAUUGUACAUAGGACUCUAAAGAAAGCAGAGUAAUAAGCAUAAAAAGAAAUGGUCUUGGAGAAGAAAUUCAAUGGCUUUCGAGCUUGAAAACAGGGCUAUGCCUUCAACAAGUCCUCGGAAUAAAAGAUCGUAUGAAUUUUUUUAAAAAAAAGAAUAAUUAUAUUUGAACAAAUAAACAUGUUUGUUCUACAUAGAAUUUUUCCAGCCCACAUGGUCCUGUAAAUAAAUUAGAUCUCAUAUCUCACCAAUGGAACAAUGCAUAUAAAAAAACAAUUAAGCUCUA